Molecule: messenger RNA, 1307 nt
Organism: Rhinichthys klamathensis goyatoka
Lineage: Eukaryota; Metazoa; Chordata; Actinopteri; Cypriniformes; Leuciscidae
Gene: sftpba
Product: surfactant protein Ba
Exons: 11
Coding region: 71-1135 (354 amino acids)
Biological process (GO): sphingolipid metabolic process
Cellular component (GO): lysosome
Source: RefSeq, a predicted model, not a curated record
UCCCAUCGCUAUAUACAGGGACAAAUUUGAGAAUUUGACAUUAGUUCUUCUAGGCGAGGUGACUGAAGACAUGACUGCCUUCAAACUGGAGCUCCUCUUUUUCACUGCCCUUCUGGGUUCAGUCAAAACAAGAUCUGUUAAUACAACAGGCAUGAAUAAAGUCCCGAUGGGUGCGGAUGACACUGUGAUGGGUGACAUGUGUCAGGACUGCACUCAGAUUUUUGAGCUCCUGAAGGACCUCGUUUCCAAUCAAGACUUUCAGGCCAAAUUAACUGCCACUCUUGAGCAAGUGUGUGAUAAGUUGCCUCCCCAAGUCACUAAAAUCUGCCACACUGAGGUGGAAAAGAUGCUUCCUCUGGCCAUCACCUUCAUAAGCAGCAUAAUGAAUCCAAGUGACAUCUGUACUUUUUUUGGACUGUGUGGAGGCCGUGACAGUGGGAAGAUGAAAGAUAUGUUGCUUAAUCACAUGGCAAAAACUGUGCCAAUAGGAACUAUGAAGAUGGAGGGAUCCUUUCAGUGCUCUGUUUGCACAUACGUUGUGAGCACACUUGGGUAUCUGUUUCCUAGAGAGAGGGCUCAGAGCAUCAUAACUAUCCUGCUUGAGAGUUUGUGCAGCGAGUUUCCUCCUCUGAUUCAGCCACAGUGCCAUAAGUUGGUUGAAAAAUACGUCCAACUCUUGGUUGACAUGCUACUGAACAACACCUCUCCUAACUUCAUAUGCACUCUCCUUCGUCUUUGUGAAAUACGGGAGCGUCCCAUCAACGCGCCUCCGGCACUUUCCGAUUGUGAUUCUUGUCUGACGUUGGCGGUUCUGACUCGAAUGCGUCUGGGCUCCAAUGCCACCGAGCGCCAGGCUGCUUCAUUCCUGGACACCGUGUGCCAGCUGCAUCCUGGUGCCAUGCCGAAGUGUGAUGCGUACGUGCAGCAUCAUGGGAACCAGCUACGUGUGCUUCUGAGCAAACCACAGGGGCCGCUGGAUAUUUGUAAGAGGGCAAAUUUGUGUGUUUCUGGAGAGAAGGAGUCUGCGAUUGCUGCCGGCCCCUGUAGUCUUGGACUGGACUACAUCUGCAGAGACCUCCAGACCGCUGUCUACUGUGGGGCAGUGUCCUUCUGUCAGAUGAACGCUUGGGGAUAAAUCUGUUUCAGCUGUCCGUGCUCAUGGUAAAUGUUAACACAUAGUUUGCCAAAUGUCAAUCAAUGCCUAAUAAACUGAUAAAUCUUGUAUGUACUGAACAAGAUUCUGAACCAUUGGAUAUCUUACUGUUCCUUUGCAUUACAGCCAGUUUAUUAAAGUUUUACAAACCUUA